Molecule: messenger RNA, 1287 nt
Organism: Ricinus communis (castor bean)
Lineage: Eukaryota; Viridiplantae; Streptophyta; Magnoliopsida; Malpighiales; Euphorbiaceae
Product: histone H1
Exons: 2
Coding region: 156-1061 (301 amino acids)
Biological process (GO): chromosome condensation; nucleosome assembly; negative regulation of DNA recombination
Cellular component (GO): nucleosome; nucleus
Molecular function (GO): double-stranded DNA binding; structural constituent of chromatin; nucleosomal DNA binding
Source: RefSeq, a predicted model, not a curated record
UUCAUUUCGUCAUCUUCUCACACGCUCAGGAAAAAAAAAAAAAAGAAAAACAGAUAAACAAAAUCACCAGGACAACUCAAUUCCUUCUUUAGAUCCCAAAUUCAAUCCAAUUCUUCUUGAAUUCUCUAAAACCCUAACCCUAGAUUUUAAAUCUAAUGGCAACUGAAGUUCCAGAGCUUCCUGUCGAGCCUGUUCCUGAACCUGAAACCACUGAGCCAGCUGAGGAGGCUCCUCCGGCCACCACCCCUAAGGCAGCUAAGUCAAAGAAAACUAAGGAACCCAAAGCCAAAAAAGCUCCUGCUGCUGCUGCUGCUACUCCUAAGAAACCUCGUCUCCGUAAUCCUUCCUCUCAUCCUCCUUAUGAAGAGAUGAUAAAGGAUGCUAUUGUGACAUUGAAGGAGAAAACAGGUUCAAGUCAGUAUGCAAUUACUAAGUUUGUUGAAGAGAAGCAUAAGCAGUUGCCAGCUAAUGUUAAGAAGCUGUUACUUUAUCAUUUGAAAAAGCUUGUAGCUGCUGGUAAGCUUGUCAAAGUUAAGCAUUCGUUUAAGCUCCCCCCUGCCCGGUCAUCAGCUUCUAAGCCGGCUACUGCUAGUCCAGCUCCAGCUAAGGCUAAAAAGAAAUCAGCUGCUUCUGCUGCAGCUAAGCCUAAGGCUAAGACGAAGGCUACAAAACCCAAAGAAGCUAAGAAGCCAAAGGCUAAGCCAAAGGCCGUAGCUACUAAGCCCGCUGCUAAGGCUAAGCCAGCUGCUAAAGCUAAGCCGGCUGCUAAAACUAAGCCGGCUGUCAAGGCUAAGUCGGCUGCUAAGCCAAAGGCUGCUGCACCUACUAAGGCUAAGCCAGUUGCGAAACCCAAGCUGGCUCCAGCUAGGCCCAAGCCAAAGGAGAGGCCGGCUAAAGCUGCAAGGACAUCUACAAGGACAACACCAGGGAGGAAAGCUGCUGCUCCUAAAGCAGCUCCGCAAAAAGCGGCAUCUGCAAAGAAGGCACCGGCUAAGGGUGUGAAGCCAAAGAGCGUCAAGUCGCCGGCGAAGAAAGCUGCUACUAGGAAGGGGAAGAAGUGACGACGACCGCUGGUGGUUUAGUUUCGGCAGUAGUAGUGGUUUCUAGGGUUAGUUUCUGUAAAUUUGGUGGCUUUGUGGGUGUAUUUGGGUCCAUGUAUGCCCAUUUAAAAGAAAAGACAUCGGAUCUUAAUUUUUUUAUUUUUUUUUUCUUUUUUGGUUUUAGGGAUUUGAAACAGUAUUUAGUGUAAUGAUGAAGAAUGAAUUAAUGAGAUCAGUUUUACAGUUA